AUGAAUACGAAAUCCAGCAUCGCUGGUGACAAGCGUGAAUGUGGAGGAACGCCUGGAGCCAAGGGUGAAUGUGGAGGAACGCCUGGAGCCAAGGGUGAAUGUGGAGGAACGUCUAGAGCCAAGGGUGAAUGUGGAGGAACGCCUAGAGCCAAGGGUGAAUGUGGAGGAACGCCUAGAGCCAAGGGUGAAUGUGGAGGAACGCCUAGAGCCAAGGGUGAAUGUGGAGGAACGCCUAGAGCCAAGGGUGAAUGUGGAGGAACGCCUAGAGCCAAGGGUGAAUGUGGAGGAACGCCUAGAGCCAAGGGUGAAUGUGGAGGAACGCCUAGAGCCAAGGGUGAAUGUGGAGGAACGCCUAGAGCCAAGGGUGAAUGUGGAGGAACGCCUAGAGCCAAGGGUGAAUGUGGAGGAACGCCUAGAGCCAAGGGUGAAUGUGGAGGAACGCCUAGAGCCAAGGGUGAAUGUGGAGGAACGCCUAGAGCCAAGGGUGAAUGUGGAGGAACGCCUAGAGCCAAGGGUGGAGGAACGCCUGGAACUAGUAGCAGUAAAUCACGAUGCUGUGUUUGA
Messenger RNA from Procambarus clarkii (red swamp crayfish), 564 nucleotides. Its product is annotated as keratin-associated protein 5-10-like. Lineage: Eukaryota; Metazoa; Arthropoda; Malacostraca; Decapoda; Cambaridae. The record is from RefSeq and is a predicted model, not a curated record.